AGUGUCCUGUCUCUGCAUACACGGAGGAUCCACACUGCCGGCUCCAGCACAGCCAGCUUUAUGGUGAGUAGCGGAACAGGGGAAGCGUUGAGAGGAUGACGGCUGUCAGACUGAUCCAUUACUUCCCCAUCAAGGGGGGACCCUACUGAUAUGGAACAAUCCACUCUGAGCUCAAAAAAGCUGGGCCCAUUGAUGUUCAACAGUCUGCUCCGGGCCGGCUGGCAAUAGCGACCCUCCUCAUUGGUCAGCAGUAUGGGCACGGGACCCUAAGGGCCACAAGGUGAGAUUUUGGGGUUGGAAACCCGUGUGACCCCACAGCCUCGGGGGGGACGAUGUAUUAUCAGUGGUGGGACGUAUCUGACACCAGGACGCCGCGCUAGUUGGUCGGAGUUUGGAGCGAUUUUUGGAUCUUUUUCAGCCGAGACCGACCAGCAAUGGGACUGAGCAGCUCGCUGACGCUCUGCAAGAUCCGGAUGCUGGUUAUUAUAAGCCUGGGCCUGCUGCUCCUGGGCUGGGCUGCGCUCAACUUGCCCCACGUGGCCCGAUACGCACACAGGUCCAAACAGCUCAUGGAUUAUAGGUGGAGAGACAUCUCCAUGGAGAGGGCGAGUGAAAAGCAAGAGGAGAGAGCGCCGGCAGGGCUUGUUAUGGAAACAGCCAAGGAGCCAGAGAAGCUCUGCCCUGCCCUCUCCCCCCUUCUCAGGGGCGCUGUGCCACUGAAGUUUGAGCCUUCUCUCAGCGUGAACCAGGUGAAAAAAGAGAACCCCCAGGUGGAAAAUGGCAGAUUCCAACCGGAGGGCUGCAAGUCUCAGCAAAAAGUCGCCAUCUUGAUACCGCACCGAAACCGCGAGCGCCACCUCUUGUAUCUGCUCAAGCACUUGCACCCUUUCCUGCAGCGCCAACAACUGGACUAUGGGAUUUACGUCAUUCACCAGACCGGCAACCAGAAGUUCAACAGAGCGAAGUUGCUGAACAUCGGGUACCUGGAGGCGCUGAAGGAGGAGGACUGGGACUGCUUCAUAUUCCAUGAUGUGGAUCUCAUCCCUGAGAAUGACUUUAACCUGUACCUCUGUGACACUGAGCCCAAACACCUGGUUGUGGGGAGGAAUGUAACCGGCUACAAGCUGCGCUAUAAGGGCUAUUUUGGGGGAGUGACGGCGAUGACCAGAGAGCAGUUUCAGAAGGUGAAUGGCUAUUCCAACAAAUACUGGGGCUGGGGCGGAGAGGACGAUGACCUGCGCCAGAGGGUUGUGGUUCAAAAGAUGACGGUGGUCCGACCCCCGGCCGAGGUUGCCAGAUACACCAUGAUAUUCCACACGCGUGACAGCGGCAACGAGGUGAACAGCCAAAGGAUGAAACUGUUGGACAAAGUAUCCCGAGUGUGGCGGAAGGACGGGCUGAAUUCUUGCUCCUACAAGUUGCUCUCCGUCGAACACGAACAACUGUACGUUAAUUUCACAGCAGAAGUUGGGCGACCGGAGAUCUAAAUGAACAUCAGGAGGAAUAUAGAGGUUCUGAGCCGAGGCUCCCCUUAGCCACGGCCAACCCUCAACAUCUAAAAAAUGACCCUUAAGGGCGACACAGGUCCUAAGGCUUCUCCAGAAGAACCGAAAACGUUAAAAUAAGAAGGGGACCAAUAUCAGGCUGAACUUUCCUUCGCACAGCCGCCAUAUUUUUGAAUUUUGCACAUAAGCAGAAGGGUUUCUUGUACCGAAACAAACAACCCUUAGCAUCUACUAACAUUCCAGUAAUGGAGCUCCCAGUUUUGUACCACCACACUGUACCUUCUCUGUAGAGUAAAUCUGGUGCUAAAACCACUCAGCUGCUAGAAGUGCCGCUCCCACCGUGGCAAAUACCUUGUCUGUAUCUCGUUCCAAGAGAUAUAGGCUCUGGGGGGCGUGCCCAAAGCUGGUGAUCAGAAGGACUUGCUAAUCGGAGUAGAUCUAUGAUGGUAACCAUAUUCUCUUUAGCCUCAGGUCAGGGCUAAGGCUAUAGCACCUUAGGAGUCGGUAAAACAUGGAUGGCUAAAGAAUAUGUUGAUGAGUAGAUCUAAGAGCGUGACCAACUUUUCUUUAGUCUAGACUUGUAGACCAAGGAAUAUAGGACCUAAACCUGGAUAUCUGAAGAGCAAGUUGAUAAGUAGAGUAGGUCUGUGAGGGUAACCACAAUGGUGACCAGCUUCCCUUUAGCUUAGACUUGUAGUUUACCGCUCCUCAACAUGGUUAGGUCAUUUGACAUGAAGGUACAUUGAUGAUAGAAUAAGGUCGACCAAAGCCUGAGGAGCUUGAAGAACCUGGAUAGCUGAAGAACUAGUUGAUAAGUAGAUCUGUGAGGGUAACCACAAUGGCAAUCAACUUCUCUCUGGCUUAGACUUGUAGUUUACCGCUCCUCAACGUAGUUAGGUCAUUUGACUUGAAGGUACAUUGAUGAUAGAAUAAGGUCGACCAAAGCCUGAGGAGCUUGAAGAACAAGUUGAUAAGUAGAGUAGAUCUGUGAGGGUAACCACAAUGGUGACCAGCUUCUCUCUGGCUUAGACUUGUAGGUUACCGCUCCUCAACAUGGGUAGGUUAUUUGACAUGAAGGUACAUUGAUGAUAGAAUAAGGUCGACCAAAGCCUGAGGAGCUUGAAGAACCUGGAUAUCUGAAGAACAAGCUAAUAAGUAGAGUAGAUCUGUGAGGGUAACCACAAUGGCGACCAGCUUUUCUCUGGCUUAGACUUGUAGUUUAACGCUCCUCAACAUGAUUAGGUUAUUUGUCUUGAAGGUACAUUGAUGAUAGAAUAAGGUCGACCAAAGCCUGAGGAGCUUGCAAAACCUGGAUAUCUGAAUAACUAGUUGAUAAGUAGAGUAGAUCUGUGAGGGUAACCACAAUGGUGACCAGCUGCUCUCUGGUUUAGACUUGUAGUUUACCGCUCCUCAACAUGGUUAGGUCAUUUGACAUGAAGGUACAUUGAUGAUAGAAUGAGGUCGACCAAAGCCUGAGGAGCUUGAAGAAUCUGGAUUUUACAAGUUGAUAAGUAGAAUAGAUCUGAGAGGGUAACCACAGUGGCCUGGACUUGUAGUUAAUAACUACUUAGUUUAGAGUAACAAAACAUAGAUAAUUGUAUACACCAAUAUGUAGAGUAAAUCUGAGAGGGUGACCAAGUUCUCUGUGUCCUGAACUUGUAGUUUACAACUCCUUAGGUCAGGACUAGGGAUGUAG
Xenopus tropicalis (tropical clawed frog) is the source of this 3201-nucleotide messenger RNA. RefSeq names its product UDP-Gal:betaGlcNAc beta 1,4- galactosyltransferase, polypeptide 4 (gene b4galt4). The record is from RefSeq and is a predicted model, not a curated record. Gene Ontology annotation, molecular function: N-acetyllactosamine synthase activity; glycosyltransferase activity. NCBI's taxonomy places the organism in Eukaryota, Metazoa, Chordata, Amphibia, Anura, Pipidae. Gene Ontology annotation, cellular component: Golgi membrane; Golgi apparatus; Golgi cisterna membrane. Bases 435 to 1487 code for a protein of 350 amino acids. Gene Ontology annotation, biological process: glycoprotein biosynthetic process; carbohydrate metabolic process. The transcript is spliced from 9 exons.